UGUUCUAUUUAAAGCACCCGUGUCCGCGUUAAUGCAGCAAAAUACUAGUAUCCCGUUUACGGUUCAUAGACAACGUAGCUGAAAGAAACCGUACCAGAACAUACAAGAUAAGGCACAGUCGUGUUGGAGUUUUUGAAAUAGUUACAUUUACAAACAACUAUUGGGAACGAUGAUCCUGAGGUUAGCAGUUUUAGCGUUAUGUGUGACAAGUGUCCACGCCUACGCUUUCUACAGAGACAACAUUCCAAACGGGUACAACGUUACCAACCCUUGUAACAGCAGUAAAAAAUGGGACGGGGUCGGUCAUGAAAAUCCCGGGGGUGCGGGCACCAGAAAUCCGUUCGGAAAGGACUUCGCAGUUAACAAACAGGUUUGGGACGCCGCAUUUUGCCGGAAGGACUCCGACGGAGACGGACGGACAAACGGAGAAGAAUUGGGAGACCCUAACUGCGUCUGGACGAAGGGGUCGGCCCCUCAGGAUACAACUGGGAUUACUCAUCCGGGAGUAUGUGAACCGAUUGGUAGCAGUCAAUGCGUCGGAAAGAAUUCAUUUGUAGAUUGCCAAAACACAAGAGAAUUUGUGUGCCCCGCCAUCCAUAAUAACGACACGAAGCAGUUCGAAUACAGGUUACCGGAGACUGCCGUUCCUGACAAGGAGACCACGUACAUGUGUAUGAACAUUCAACUUCCCGUUGACAAGACGUAUCACAUGAUCGCAAGUGAACCAAUCAUUGACAAUAUUGACGUCAUGCAUCACGUUAUAAUUUACGGAUGUCCUGGUUUAGAAACCGCCCCAGGGCCGCUAGACAAACCGGCGGAAUGUGACGUAAUGAAGGCCCAGUGCUCGGAAAUUAUUUCUGUGUGGACUGCAGGCAUUUCCGGGCAGUGUUUCAACGAAAACAUGGGGUUUUUGGUCGGGGCAGCGCGCGGUGCGAUGAAAUACGCUAUCAUCGAGCUUCACUGGAAUAAUCCGAAGUUAAUGUCCACAUACAACGACAGUUCAGGCUACAGGUUUUACAUGACCGAAAAUCUCCGCCUCAACAAUGCCGGCGUGCUGACGAUUGGUCAGGCUUAUUUUCUAAUCCCGCCCUUUACCGAUGAUCACGUGGAGGUUGGCUCAUUUCCAGCAACUUGUAGCAGACAGCUUAUGACUGGCGACAUACACGUGGCUUCAGCUCUCAACCAUAUGCAUCUUAUUGGUAAGGCGCAGAUAACAGAGUUGAUCAGGAACGGAAGCAGGGUCCAAUAUUUGGCAAAGGACGAUGCCUACGAUUAUAACGCACCAAAGACUUACAGUUUCGCGGACCCGGUCGUAGUUCGUCCCGGUGACGAGUUAAAAACCACCUGCGUGUUCGAUUCCCGAAAGCGUAACCUUACCACGUUUAGCGGAGAGGCGACGCAUGACGAAAUGUGCUAUUCUUUCCUUUCCUUCUACCCGAAAGAAAACAUCAAAAUUACAAAUGUUGCGUCAUGGAAGAGAUUCGACGCCAGCGAUUGGCAAAUGGGUCCAGUGAAAGGCUGCAAUCUCACUCAGAUUUUUAAUCCAGCCGACCCCGAAACGGCGCAGAUAAACGCGAUGAUAGCCGCGAAAUGCAGCCCCUUUGUGUGUCGACAUGAAUGUCUCGCCUACCUAAAAGAGCUCCAGAAGCAUCCGUGUUUUCAAGGCGAUGUGUACGAAAUGUUCCAAUUUUAUGCGAUGCAAGUCAAGAACGAUGAGUACCGUGCGAAGAUGACCUACCUUUUAGCCCAGCUGGAUUCAUGCGAUUGGGAGCUGUGGCAAGAGGGCAAAGGUCAUACCGGUGAUGCUGGCGGACCUAUUUCCGUUGGGACGUCACGGCGCCUGUCGCUGUCGACCGUCAUAGCAUCGGCGCUCAUUCCUCUUUCGUUUGCGAUAUACAUUUAGACGUGUUAGAAAUACGAAGUCGAAGCAAAGAAUCUGUGCUGUUUGCUUAUAUUCUUUCAUUAAUAUUAAGUAUAUAAAGGUGUCAUACAUAUUUAAAAAUAUCCAUUUAAUUGUCUUAACAAAUAAGCGUAACCAGGGCCCGUAAUAAUAAAGCUUCUUAGAGGAAACGUACGGAAGUGUCUUAAAUUCAUAAUAUUCUUUACGUUUCUGGAUAUGUUUUUUUAGGUUUUGUAUGAAUUAUGUUUUAAGGUAAUAUUUUUACAUCGAUUCAUAUUUAACUCUUGUGUACACAGAAUAUAUCAUAUGUCGUUAAGAAGACUUGAUAAGAAAUGUACCAAUUUUAGUAACAAUUCUGUUUAAAUUUUCGUAAGAGGCUCUGUGGAUAUCUGUCAACGUAGAAACAUAGAUUUGUUGGGAUUCAACAGUUUUGGUGAUGGAUAGGUUAAUUGAUAAGGUAUUCUCAACGACAGAUACGAUGACAUAAUUUAAGUUUGAGUUUAGAAUCUGCCAUAACAUUUCAUUGAUUUAUGGUUCGUUUAAAGAAUUGUUUUUAAACAUUUUGAAAUGUUAUAUUUUUUAAAAGACAUUCUCUGUGAUUUCUGUUGAUGAAUACUUUUUAGUUUUAGUACAUUUAGUAUCUUUAAGUAAAGAUGAGACGUGCGUGUUCUGUAUAUGAAUUUACAAUAAAAUAAAAUAUAUUCCUAUAUUGCGAAUGUUUGAUUUUUAGUCUCGUGUAAAUUAUGUAUUAAGAAUGUAUUUUUCAAAGCACGCAACAUUUCCAAAACAAAUAAAGAACAAUUCAUCUCU
Messenger RNA from Dreissena polymorpha, 2710 nucleotides. RefSeq names its product MOXD1 homolog 2-like. Gene Ontology annotation, molecular function: dopamine beta-monooxygenase activity; copper ion binding. NCBI's taxonomy places the organism in Eukaryota, Metazoa, Mollusca, Bivalvia, Myida, Dreissenidae. The coding region runs from base 170 to 1903 and encodes 577 amino acids. The transcript is spliced from 11 exons. The record is from RefSeq and is a predicted model, not a curated record.